AAGUAUUUGGAGCACGUCGAGCAGGAAGCUGAAGACGGUGCCUGAGCCUCCCUCCAUCUCCCUCCAGACACUUGUGUGCUGGCCAACUCUUGUUUGUCCUGUCCGAUCACCAUGAUGUCAUGAAGGUAAUCAAUCGGUGUGACGUUCUGUGGGAUGUCCAGGUGGAUCCAGAUCUCUUUGAAUGAUAUUAUGACAAGAGGCAGCACAUCAUCAAAUAAUUUGUCCCAGAGAGUGUGUCGGAAGAAAGGAGUAGAUUAUUCUAUUGGAAAAACGAUGCCAAAAUCUUGGAUGCUCACAGGGAGCCAGAACCCAGAAGACCAAACGUCAGAGGAGCAGGUUUUCUACGAGUUCAUUUUUAGGCUCUUCAAAGAGAAUAAGGUGGAGAUUGCAAGUGCAAUAAAAAAGCCAUUUCCUCUCCUUAUGGGCCUCCGAGACCGUGGCUUUAUCCCUGAGCAGAUGUAUGAGCAUUUUCAAGAAGCUUGUAGAAAUCUGGUCCCAGUGGAAAGAGUAAUCUAUGAUGUGCUCAGUGAACUGGAGAAGACAUUUGACAAGACAGUUCUGGAUGCACUGUUCAGCAAUCUUAACCUAAAGGCAUAUCCUGACUUACUUGAGAUUUGCAGAAGCUUCCAAAAUGUGAUUCGUGACAACUUCCAUUAUGAAGCCAUGGAUGAGGAAGAGACAAAAGAGGUGCUCGACUUCCAAAUGCAUCACAAGCUAGAGUCCUGUGAACGCUCACUUCUCCAAGUGAAUAACAUCAGAGGGCUAGAAGACACACCCAGCUUACAGCCCCAUGAAGGACCAGUUUCCUGUGAGCAUGAAGCUCCCCAAAGGACGAGUGGAGGUGAUAUUGAAGAGAUCCCCGAACUGCUGCCAGGCAAUGGGGGAGUGUCCUGUGAACCUGUAGCUCUACAAAUGGAUGAAGGAGGAGAAUCAGAAGAAAUGCCCAGAUUACUACUUUAUGAUAGAGAAGUGACCUGUGACCCCGGAGUUCCUUCAAUGACUAAUGAAGAGGAACCAGAGGAGAUGCCAGAGGAGAUGCCCAGCCUACCAGCAGAAGAGGAACAAGAGCAUGAUGAUGCCCACUGGGAGGCCAGUGAUGAAGAAGAGCCUCAGGAAACCUUGAGCUCCCCACCAACAUGUGGGCCAGGGUCCCAUGAUCCUGAGGCUCUCCAAAUAAUCAGUGAAGAAGAACCAGAGGAGAUGCCCAGCCAAGUGCUAUCUGAUGGAGAAGCAGAGAGUAGCAGUGACUGUUUAGAAAUGUGUGAUGAAGGAGAACUCCAGGAAGACUUGAGCUCACCACCAGAAAAUGGAUCAGAAGCUGAGCUACCAGCAUAUGGAAAUGAGAAGUGUUCCUGUGUUAUGUGCUCCUCAAAGUAUGUGCCAGAAGGUCCAGAAGCAAGUACUGCAAGUAGCCAAGCACGUGACACGAUGGAUACUGCAGAUCUUGGAAACACUUCUUCGGGAAAACUCAAGAGGAAGAGAAGAAGAAAGAAAGGCCAUGCCUGGACAAGAAUUAAAAGGAAAUAUCAGAGAAAGUUACAUCAAAAAGACAGCAGCAGCACUGCUGGCCAGUUGGUCUCCAGGGGGAAAAAGGUGAAAAUGCGUCUGCAAGAACUUGCCAAGAUCAAGAGGUCAAGAAGAAGACGCAGAGACAGAGACGAUAGGGUGAAUUUUCACUCUCAAAUACUUCCUGUAACCUGUGGUGAGGUGAAGGGGAUGUUAUAUAAGAAGAAACUGAAACAAGGAGUCUUGGUGAGAUGUAUACAGAGUGAGGAUGGAAACUGGUUCACCCCCAGGGAAUUUGAAGUCAAAGGAGGCCACGCAAGAUCAAAGAACUGGAAGCUGAGCAUUCGCUGUGGUGGGAUGCCCCUACGAUGGCUGAUAGAGAAAGAACUUCUACAUAAUCCUCCAAGAAAAUAUUUCAGGAAAAGAAAGACAAUACCAAAGGCUCACAACAACACCUUAGUUGACCCUUAUCUGGGAAACUCUGACGAGUGUGAGACGUGCCGGGACGGAGGAGAGCUGUUCUGCUGUGAUACUUGUUCGAGAUCUUUUCAUGAGGACUGUCACAUCCCACCUGUGGAAACUGAGAGGAGCCCGUGGAGCUGCACCUUCUGCAGGAUAGAGUCUUUGGGAAGGCAGCAGUGUCACAGGGAGUCUGAGGUCCUUGAGAGGCAGAUGCAGCCCGAGGAGCAGCUGAAAUGUGAGUUCAUUCUCUUGAGGGUCUAUUGUCAUUCAGAGAGCUCCUUUUUUUCGAAGAUUCCAUAUUAUUAUUAUAUUAAAGAGGUUUCUCAAAACAUAAAGGAACCCAUGUGGUUGGACAAAAUCAAAAAGAAGCUAAAUAAACAGGGUUACCACCAAGUAGAGGGGUUUGUGCGGGACAUGCGGCUCAUCUUUCACAACCACAGGAUGUCUUACAAGUACAAUGACUUUGGCCUAAUGGGACUUAGACUGGAGGCUGAAUUUGAAAGGAAAUUCAAGGAAGUGUUUGCUAUUGAAGAAACAAAUGAGAGCAGUUCACUGGCAUAGUGGAGGCUAUUGGUACUCUGGAAAAUCCCCUUUUGGGGCAGAAUUUUCAUCCCCCAGCUGCUGUGAGGAUUGGCUGUUGCUGCCAACCCCUCCCCAACAUAUCACCUUCUACCAAUGCCAGCUUCGCCUGGAGACUAUACCUCUUGGGCCUGGGGGCUGGCCCCUAGUCCCAAGGAUGGACCAGCAUGUGGUGUGUGAUUCAUGUUCCUACACUCCCAAGAUCAAGCUGGAGCCAGUCUCCAGCUGGGACCACAUCCAUGCUUGGCUUUUCCCACAACACGAUCCUGCUUCCCUCAUCCCUCUUCUCUUGAAAAAAUUCUCAUAAUAAAUCACUUACUUAAGAGACUUUA
Messenger RNA from Nyctereutes procyonoides (raccoon dog), 2879 nucleotides. It is a transcript of the gene SP140, whose product is annotated as SP140 nuclear body protein. Gene Ontology annotation, biological process: regulation of transcription by RNA polymerase II. Gene Ontology annotation, cellular component: nucleus. The record is from RefSeq and is a predicted model, not a curated record. NCBI's taxonomy places the organism in Eukaryota, Metazoa, Chordata, Mammalia, Carnivora, Canidae. Gene Ontology annotation, molecular function: protein binding; DNA-binding transcription factor activity, RNA polymerase II-specific; DNA binding.